UGGUAGCUCUGCACCAGGAUUUCCUCCUCUGAGGUCGUCGAAACAACAAACCGAACUACGGAGCAGCGAGGCGGCAGACCGUCCGAAACCGCCUCUGACCGCGACUUUUAAACUCUUUUUGGUGAUUUUAGCGGGAUUUGAAGCAAGAUUGGAAAAGACAAUUAUAAGUUAGGACUCUACCACUGCUGUAUUUUUCAACAAGUUUUACAUCUCAAGUCGCAUGCAACGGGCCCAGUUGUGUAUAUACUGAAAAUCGCAAAUCAGUCAUAAGUUGAAGUUAUCCAGAAGAUGUUACAGAAAUGAUAGCGGCACCAGAAAUACCGCCAGAGUUCGCCUAUCCUCAGGACACAGACACACGAUUCUCCUCAGACACAGACUUCUCAGAGGAUAUCGAUGGAAGAAGUACAAGCUCCAAAGGAAAGGGGGGUAAGAAGGGCAAGAAGGCAGCAGGGGAGAAAGGCAAAGGAGGAAAGGGGGCGGGCCGACUGAACGGGCACCACCAGGAGAAUGGCAUGGAAAAUGUCAUGCUGUUUGAGGUGGUGCGGCUGGGCAGGAGUGCAAUGCAGUGCGUUGUAGAUGACUGGAUAGAGUCUUAUAAGCAUGACAGAGAUGUUGCACUAUUAGACCUCAUAAAUUUCUUCAUCCAGUGCUCAGGAUGCAAAGGUGUUGUCACCGGAGAAAUGUUCCGUAACAUGCAGAACUCAGAGAUCAUUCGACGAAUGACAGAGGAGUUUGACGAGGACAGCGGUGACUACCCUCUAACUAUAGCAGGGCCUCAGUGGAAAAAAUUUAAAUCCAGUUUUUGUGAAUUUAUUUCGGUGCUGGUUCGUCAAUGUCAAUAUAGUAUCAUCUAUGAUGAGUACAUGAUGGACACAGUCAUCUCUCUCCUCACCGGACUAUCAGACUCCCAAGUCAGAGCCUUCAGACACACCUCAACACUGGCAGCGAUGAAGCUGAUGACGGCCCUGGUGAAUGUAGCUCUCAAUCUGAGCAUCAACAUGGACAACACGCAGCGGCAGUACGAGGCCGAGAGGAACAAGAUGGUGGCCAAACGGGCCAACGACCGACUGGAGCUGCUCCUACAGAAACGCAAAGAGCUCCAAGAAAAUCAGGACGAGAUUGAAAACAUGAUGAAUGCCAUUUUCAAAGGAGUGUUUGUCCACAGAUAUCGUGACGCCAUCGCAGAAAUUAGGGCGAUCUGUAUAGAAGAGAUCGGCGUCUGGAUGAAGCUCUACAGCGAUGCCUUUCUCAAUGACAGCUAUUUGAAGUAUGUGGGCUGGACAAUGCACGAUAAGCAAGGAGAGGUACGUCUGAAGUGUCUGACAGCUCUGCAGGGACUCUACUACAACAGAGAACUCAAUGCAAGACUAGAGCUGUUCACCAGUCGCUUUAAGGAUCGGAUCGUUUCCAUGACUCUAGAUAAAGAGUAUGAUGUUGCGGUGCAGGCAAUUAAACUUCUCACCCUCGUUUUGAAUAGCACAGAGGAAGUGCUGACCCCAGAGGACUGCGAGAGCGUCUAUCAUUUGGUUUACUCGGCUCACAGGCCGGUGGCUGUCGCAGCAGGGGAAUUCCUCUAUAAGAAAUUAUUCAGUCAGCGAGAGCCAGAGGAGGAGGGCGCCCCCAAGAGGAGAGGAAGACAAAGCCCAAAUGCCAAUCUUAUAAAAACUACAGUCUUCUUCUUCCUGGAGAGUGAGCUCCAUGAACACGCGGCCUACCUGGUUGACUCCCUGUGGGAAUGUGGGCCCGAGCUGCUGAAGGACUGGGAGUGUAUGAUCAGUUUAUUGAUAGACGAUCCGUUGCCGGGGGAGGAGCCUCUCAACGACCGACAAGAAACGGCACUGAUCGAAAUUAUGCUGUGCACCGUAAGGCAAGCUGCGGAAUGCCACCCGCCAGUCGGACGAGGCUCGGGAAAGAGGGUAAUGACAGCAAAGGAGAAAAAGACACAGCUAGACGACAGAACUAGAAUGACAGAGUUGUUUGCUGUGGCAUUGCCCCCUCUAUUGGCCAAGUAUGCUGUAGACGCUGAGAAAGUCACAAACUUGUUGCAGUUGCCUCAGUUUUUCGACUUGGAAAUCUACACCACGGGGCGUCUGGAGAAGCACCUGGAGUCUCUUCUGCGUCAGAUCAAGGAGAUCGUGGAGAAGCACACAGACACUGAAGUGUUGGAGACCUGCUCCAAGACGUUCCACGCACUCUGCAAUGAAGAGUUCACCAUCUUUAACCGAGUCGACAUCGCUCGCUCCCAGCUGCUCGACGAACUGGUCGACAAGUUCAACAGGCUACUGGAGGACUUCCUACAGGAGGGUGAAGACGCCGACGAGGACGACGCGUAUCAGGUUUUGUCGACUUUAAAGAGAAUCACAGCAUUUCACAACGCACAUGACUUAUCUGGCUGGGACCUUUUUACCAGUAAUUUCAAACUCCUAAACACAGGCAUAGAGAAUGGAGACAUGCCAGAGCAGAUCGUCAUCCAUUCACUCCAGUGCACCCACUAUGUCAUUUUGUGGAACCUGGCGAAAUCGUCUGAGGGCAGUGCCAGAAAGGACGACCUUGUGACCUUGAGGAAGCAGAUGAGGGCGUUCUGUAUGAUGUGCCAGCGCUACCUCACCAACGUCAACACAGCCGUCAAAGAACAGGCCUUCACCAUCUUGUGCGACCUACUGCUAAUCUUCAGUCAUCAGAUGGUGUCGGGGGGCCGGGAGCACCUGGAGCCUCUGGUGUACUCCCCCGAGGACUCGCUCCAGUCUGAACUCCUCUCCUUCAUCCUCAACCAUGUCUUCAUCGACCAGGAAGACGACUCCAACAGCACAGAUGGUCAGCAGGACGAUGAGGCGGUGAAGAUUGAAGCUCUGCACAAGAGGAGAAACCUUCUGGCCGCGUACUGCAAACUCAUCAUUUACUGUGUGGUGGAGAUGAGGACUGGGGCGGACAUCUUUAAACAGUACAUGAGGUAUUACAACGAUUACGGCGACAUCAUCAAAGAAACCAUGAGUAAGACCAGACAAAUCGACAAGAUCCAGUGUGCCAAGACCCUCAUCCUGAGUCUGCAGCAGCUGUUUAACGAGAUGCUGUCUGAGCUGGGUCACGGGUUCGAUCGCUCGUCGUCGGCGUUCUGUGGCAUAAAGGAGUUGGCGCGUCGCUUCUCUCUCACCUUCGGUCUGGACCAGGUCAAAACCAGAGACGCCAUCGCUAUGCUUCACAAAGACGGAAUAGAGUUUGCUUUCAAAGAGCCCAGUCCUCAGGGAGAAGGGGGCCCUCCUCUGAACCUGGCGUUUUUGGACAUUCUCUGUGAGUUCUCCUCCAAACUCAUGAGACAAGACAAGAGGACUGUGCACAUGUACUUGGAGCGAUUCAUGACGUUCCAGAUGGCACUGCAGCGCGAGGACUGCUGGCUACCGCUCAUCUCGUACAGAAACUCCCUACAGGCAGGGGGCGAUGACGACACCAUGUCUGUGAUGAGCGGCUGCUCCAGCAGGGGCUCAUCGAUGCGCUCCAAAAAAAACAAGCCUCCCGUGGUUACGGCUGGACCCUCUGUCGCCAAACGGAAACUACCAGAAGAGGAGAGCAGCAGCAGUGACAUGUGGCAGCAGAGCAUGCAGACUCCGGUGAUGAUGCCAUCGCCCCACCUCACCUCCACCGCCAUGAGAGACCCCAAGAGGGCGAGAGAGGACAGCUACAUGGGCGUGUACCCCAUGGCCCACGAGCAGACACCCCAUCACCCACCACACCAUCAACCCACGCCCCAGCACCACCCUCCGCCCAUGGACUACAAUUCACAGGUGACGUGGAUGUUGGCCCAGAGGCAGCAAGAAGAAGCACGGCAGCAGCAGGAACGAGCCAUGAACUACGCCAAGCUGAGGUCCAAUCUCCAGCACGCUAUUCGUCGAGGCACUAGUCUGAUGGAGGAGGACGAGGAGCCAAUCGUGGAGGACGUGAUGAUGUCAUCGGAGGGCCGCAUGGAUGACAUCAACGAAGGCAUGGACUUCGACACCAUGGACAUCGAUCUGCCUCCGUCUAAGAACCGACGCGAGAGAUCCGAGCUCAAGCCAGAUUAUUUCGACCCCGCCUCCAUCAUGGACGAAUCGGUCCUCGGGGUGUCCAUGUUUUAAGCUAAUAUCCAGAUGAUUUUGACGCUGGAGAAGACAGAAGAGGCGCUUUGUAUUUAAAGAGAAUUUUAGACCGAAGUGUUUUCUGUUUAAAAAGAAAAAAAAAUUCUAAAAAUCCAAAAAAAAAAAAAAAGUAAAUCUGGCUUGUACUCCACGUGGACCAAUGACGACCCACACUCAGUGUUGCUUGCUCAGAGAGGACUUUGUUUCAAAUAUUUACUUUUUAUAAUCUUGGGUAAGCUCUUCCUGUUUGAGAAUAAUAGUGUAACAGGCCACUUCCAAAAACUUAUUUAGAAACGUGUCUGAAAUAUCCAUAGCUUUUUUUGUUCCUUCCAGAUUUUUUAAUGGGGAUGGUGUGUUUUAACUUAAGAAACCUUUUGUUUUAUGUCUAACCCUUUUUACAAUUGUAGUAAGUUACCAGGUGUGAAGUAGUAAUUUAUAAACAGACUAGUAGCUUGCUUGUAUACUGUGUUAGCCAAGUGGAUGGAGGUCUUCAGUUUCUGUGCUCCCCCUUCGCUCCUCCCGAUCUCUCACUUAAGUCCCGUGCUGUUGGGUCUUUGUCAAAGUCUCCCAAAAACCACUGUUGAUUUUGAAAGUACUUCCACUUUUUAUGCUGUGAAGCUAGAGUCCUUUUAAGACAGAACUCAGUCACUUCAGCUUCGAUCAGCCGACAUUUCAGAGUAAAGCGUCAUUUUGAACACGGAGGAGUCGUCCCGUCGAGCGCCGUGUAGGGACUGGACUGUACAAUCGGAUCACGCUCGGAAUUACGUGAACUUAAAACAUAAUUAACAUCUUAAACGCCUUUAUAAAGAAACAAAAAUAGUGAUUACAUCGGAAUAGUCACAUUUUUGGGUUGGCCGUUCACUUUUUCUCCAGACUUGAUGCCAUUGGGUCGGCAGCACUCAUUCUUGAAAGUUUAGUUUUUUUAACAGAGGCCGGACACUUAAAUCAUCCCAAAAUGCGAACUUUAACUACCACAGAAGCCGUUUUAUAUAAAAGUUACUGAGUUCUGUUUUAAAUCUUAAUAUUUUUAAAACUUUACCCCCAGAUUUGGACCACUACAGACUUGCCUUCGUACAAUUGGCGUCUCACAAGGUCCAGCAGCAUCAUGUUGAAUGGGUAUCUCUACAUUUUAAAUAAAGUUAUAUAUGGAUCGGUGCUGAAUUUAUAAAUGUUCUUUUUGUUUAUGUUUCAACUUUUCAACUUGAGUCACACAGUUUGAGUAACUAAAACAUGAAGCAUGAGGUAAUAGCCAUGCGACAAGGAAGAUUUUUAAAUUUGUAUUUUAAUGUUUUUUUGUUCUUUUUCGGUCUUGAUAAUGUCUUCGGAUUUGUACCUUUUUUCCUACAUGUAAAUUAGUUUGGAUAUCUAAUGAAGCGACUUGUGAAAAUCAGCUUUAAACCCGUUUCUUCUGUCACAAAUAUCUUAGAUCUAAAAUAUAACAUGACAAAAGGUAGUCACUCAGACAAUACUGAAGAUGUAAGAGUUGUUCAUUACCGCAGUGGCAGCUAGACGAGGCGUAGAUUUUGACAUAUAAUGAACUGUUUUGUCUACUGACGUUUCUUUUGUAGUCAUUCCAUGCUUAAGCCUUAAACAUGCUCGCGGAAGUCACCGAUCUCACGUAACCUCCCGUGUCUGAGGCCCUCGUGUUUUAGGCCGUUUCAAAAUUUGGCUUUUUUUUCUUUUUUCUUUUAGAAUAUGAAUAGGUUGCGUUCAUGUCAUUCGAGAAUCUGGUGCGAUUUAAAAUGGAGGGCAGGGGUCUGGGGUGAGAAGUUCCACAUGGGCCCCCUCCGAUAUAAAUGAAAAGUAAGAGGGUCCCGGGACAACAGACCCCUUUGCCCCCCUCCAGUCUACGCCCCUGCUUAUUUAACACUAUGGGGAGUUUUAAUUUUAAGAACCAACCCAAAAUUUCACAUGUAGAAUUUUAUAAUGUUUUUGGUAGGAAUUAGAUCCACAAACUCUAGUCAAGUCUGAACAAAGUGGAAUUUUUUAAACUCUCAAACCUUCUAUUUUAAUCUAGAUAAAUGUAAUAAAUUCACAAAUAUUAAUCAUAAACCAGGUCAAAACAUGUUCAUUUUAAAAGCCAAAUUCUCCCGUAGAUCCUGACCUCCACUUCAGUUUAUAAAGUUGCGAUGUGACGUGAACCCAACCUAUGGAGCCGGUCAGAUAUAACGUGCGAGAACAGCUUAUGUGUUUGCAUAAUUUUAUGUAAGUAAAAUGAAAUUCUUUAAAAGGACAAAAGUACUGUUUGUUUGUUACUUACCACUACAUUGGUAUAAAUUCUUAUUAGAUCAUGUGUAUAUAUACAAAUUUUAAUUUCAUUUUUUUUGCCAUCUCUGUGUCCUGCACUCUUUGCCUACACUCUAUAAGUUUAUGUCUAUAUCCCACCCUCUUUCAGUCACUGUUUCUUCUGCUUUGUACUCGUCUGGAGACAGUAACUUUUGAAUAAAAAUCAACACAUUUCAUUUGGUAGUU
Messenger RNA from Periophthalmus magnuspinnatus, 6581 nucleotides. It is a transcript of the gene stag2b, whose product is annotated as stromal antigen 2b. NCBI's taxonomy places the organism in Eukaryota, Metazoa, Chordata, Actinopteri, Gobiiformes, Gobiidae. Gene Ontology annotation, molecular function: chromatin binding. The transcript is spliced from 34 exons. Gene Ontology annotation, biological process: sister chromatid cohesion. Gene Ontology annotation, cellular component: nucleus; cohesin complex; chromatin. The coding region runs from base 300 to 4109 and encodes 1269 amino acids. The record is from RefSeq and is a predicted model, not a curated record.